AUGAAUCACAGCGAGAUAAAGGUAAGUCAGGUUUCCUCCAAAGCUGGACCAGAAGGGGCAAGCUGGCUGCCCGCUGGGAUGGUGCACUUGCUUGGACGCCUUCCUGGGUAAUGAGCUGAGUGGACAGGUGUCACUCUUAAGUUUCUUCUUUGCCCAACAGGUUAUUCUGGCAGCACAUUUUAAGCCGUGGGCAGGGUGGGAAGUGGGAGUCUGAUGGGUUUAUUUGCUUUUCAACUAAGGGGCUGUCAAAUUGGGUGGUGAUGAGCCAUGGCUAUUGUUGGCACUGCAGAGCUUGCCACCUUCUGAGAAAGUGUGCUUGCCCAAGGAAGGAGAAGUGUAGCAUCGGUUAAAUUGAUGGAGAGGAGCUGGUCCAAGGGGUUAGCUGCACCUGGGAUACUCAUGCUAGCUAGCACAUGUAGUCAAAGUUCCCUUUUGAAUGGCAGAAUUAACGCCUGUGACCUUGUGAUGACAUCAGUUCACCUGGGGAAAAAGAAGUGGGCUUUUAAAAAGCCAGAAGUAUGCCCAGUUUUACUCUUCUUAACUCAUCAAUGGGAUGGAGUGAUAAAGGCAUUAUGUGAGCAACUCUUGUCCUCAAAUAUACAAUGCAGCAAAAAGUAAUACACACACACACACACACACACACACACACACAGUAACUGCUUUCUUGUUGGGGUACAAGAGUAUUUGAAGUAUAAUCAAGUACUUUCUGUGUUACUUCUUGAGAUGGGCAUGGUGGGACCACAAUCUAUGAGUAAGCUCCCCAAUUAUUGCAUAUUUAAGCCUGUCUUACGCUGUAUGUUUGUAUGUUUCAGUUCCUUGUAUUUUAUUUUUUAUGCAAGGUGUCCUUAAUAUGUCAGCUACAUCCAAGUUAAUUUCCCACACACACACUAAGUUAAUCUGUGGGUAAGCAGAGUCAGCUCCUUGAUGUAGGCACGUGGGUUGUUUCCUUUAAAUGGUAGACUAUUGCCACUUUGUUUUAUUGUGCUAUCAGAACAAUGAUUAUUUAGUUCUUUAAAAACACUGUGAAAUAAAAUGGUUCUAGCAAUGAACAAAAGCAGUGACCUGUUGCUGAUUCAUCAUAGCCCUUGUUAUGUGUAAAAAGAGGUGGGGAAGUGUCCAGGGAAGCAAGCUUUCUUUUACAUUCACAAGAAAACCUUGGCUGAACUGGUUUUAAUGCAGUUCAGGGCUUCAUGUUUUCAGAUAAGAUGGAUAUCAUUAGUCCUGGCUAGGUCCCUUGUGCAAGAUGUCCUCAAUGGGUGCCAUUCCUGAGUGUGCCUACCUCCUCACUGGUGUCCCAACUAACCAUUAACUUGCUUUCUCCUUCUGGUCUCAGUCUGCAUAUCUGCCCAAAGGGAGAAGGUUGUUCUUUCUUGUUACUUUUGCUACUGCUUGAAUACUCAGAUAAGACAGGUGGGCAGGUAGUGACAGCAGGAAGGAGCAGCAGCACCAGAGCCAGGAGAUGUUGGGAAUUGAUCGUGGCCUGCUGGUGUGGGCCUCGGCAGAUGACAAAUAAUACCUACCUCUGACACUAGUUUCUCAUGUCACUGCCAGUACCUGUGGUCCCCCCUGGCUUCUCAGAAGAUUAAAAGAGGACUUCAGUGAUUGUGGCAUUUAUACUGUGACAAUUAUUUCAGCAUAAUCACACUAUCUGAUUUUAUCUGCAUUGUUCAAUUUAAUAAGAGAUUUAUUUGAAAAUGAAGAACGGUUUUUAUAUUAAGUACAGUAUUGUCAACAGCCUUAUUUGGGAAUUGGGCCAUCACUGAAUUUAGCAAAGUAAUUCAUUUCACAUGGGUGGGAGUCUUAUUUCCAUUUUUGAUUGGCCAGCUGCUCCACAUAGAGCAAGGGCAAAUUCAUCCAUUUGAAGAUUUUUCUGUUGCAUUCUUACCCUUCUGCCUUGCAGGAAACUUGUAAAGCGACAAAUAACCAUAAAGAAGUGUAGUAAGGCUGGCUGCUCCUGGUCCUCCUCUGAUAAGGACUCUCCUGGCUCAGAAGACAAACUUACAAGCUCUGUGCCUAGCUCUUCAGGAUGUGCAAACUCCAUUUAAAGCCAGUUGCACACCUCCAUCCCGAUGAACAGAAUUCCCAGCACACAGUACAACUAAUCCCUAACCAUUUGCUAUGCUGGCUGGAGCUGUUAGGAUUUCGAGUUGAACAAUAUCUGGAAGGCCACAGGUUCCCCAUUCCUGAUGUAAUGGAUUGGUGGUGGUGUUGAACAAAUUAUUAGGAAUACCUUUGCUUUGGUGCCAGAAAUUUAUUAGAUGCUAAAUAGAACCGCAUUUUGUUAACUUACCCGUCUUGCCUGAAACAAGUUGGUUGGUGCAGCUGAAAGUGGUUUAAGAGUGCCCCUGAGAAGGAAUUUGCACCUGGAGGUUUUCCCCCAUUCCUGUGAUUGGUGCCUUCCUUUUUGUUUUUUUUUUCCUUUUAAAAAGGCUAUAGGGAAAAUAAAAUAUUGGCAUGUAUUAUUGGAAAUAUCCAAAAGUUGAGAAAGGAAAAAAUGUUCCUCCCUGAAUAUAUAUGCAAUGUGUCUCUUCCUUCAAAUCCCUCCUUACACCCUUUCUUGGGUGGCCUUGGUUUACCCCCUUAAUCCUCAUGCCAUUAAUCCUCAUUUCCAACUGUGACCAGUUUUAAGAAGGUGUAACUGCAUUUGGUUACAUUCAUCCCUUCUUGCUCUUGUCUCUCUGUUGCAUUUUCCAUUGCAUCCUCUGUGGGCUCAGGAAUAUUGAUGGUGCUGUAUAAAAUAAUUAUUAAAUGUCUGAGCAAGUAUGAUGCAGUAGAUAACCCCCCCAAUACACUUAACCAUGAAGCUUACUGACAGACUUGGGCCAGUCACUAUUAUUUUAAAGUGUUUUUGCUUCAUUUGCUGUUUAAAAACUUCCAAUGUAGGUUAGGCUGAGGAUAAAAUGAGGAUGGGAGAAGAACCACGUAAGUUGUAUUGAGCUCACUGGAGAAAAUGCAACAUCAAAGUGUUUCAUUGUUGUUGGAAGAACAUCAAACCUAAUACCAUGUUCAGUUAAAUUUGAGGUACAACCACAGACCACAUUUUGACUGUUUAAUGGUGCAACUGUGGAGAAUGGCUUUAGCAAGAUCUUCCUUCUUUUUUGAGGCUUGCAUCACUUUCUUAGCAGGGUAUAAUUAACCUGAAGGAAAGAGGUAUGAGGUGAAAUAUUUUCAAAGUAUCCAAAUAUUUGAAAUCCAUUGAAACAUAUCCAUAUAAACUAGAAUUUUCCCUUUUUUGUACUUUUAAAAGAAAAUUGGGCAGUUUAUCAAGGAUUUUUUAGGAAUAGGAUAUUAUAUCAUGGGACAGGAUAUAGGAUUAAAAGAUCCAACUUUGAACCAGGUUACCCAAAAGACCAACUUUCCCUCCAUUUCCUGGUAAGGGCAUUGAGGUGAUCAAAUGGAAUCAAGUUAGUCUUGCCGGAGUCUAAUAAUUAUCAGCUUAUGGUGAUAUGGAGGAAGCUUUUUCACUGAUGUUAAAAACAUGCUCCCUGUUGAAAUAAGAGAUGCCUUAUCAGUAUUGGUGUUUGCCAGCUUUUGAAGACACACCUGGUUACCCAGGCAUUCUCUUUAUCUGAGCCUCCGACUUCCAUUACUAUGUUGUUUAAUUGGAAAUAUUUUAUUGUAUAUUUUCAUUGUGGAUAUAAAAGGGUGGUAUUCAACAAAGUUGUUGGGUGCAUGUUUACAUUUAUUUAUUAUUUUGUGAAUCACCUUCCACAAUAAGUCCCAAGGUGAUUUACAGCCAUACAAUAAAAGCAACAAAAAUAGGUUUAAAAACAAUACAGAAAACAUAAGUUGUAAAGAAAUGUUAUGUAUUCUAAAUACAUACUCUGCUUCUUUGGUAAGUUAUGACUUACAUAACCUUGAAAGAAUAUAUCCAGGAUAGCUUUUCUACAAGUUCCAACUUGUACAGAAGAAAAAAAGAGGAGUGGGGAGGCUGAGUAUUUUUUUUUUACAGUUCAUUCUCCUUUGGAAAUUAUAGUCAGUAAUGUCUCAAAAAGAAAAAAGGGGAAAAAAGAGUUUGCUGGCUUCUUAAAGACUAACGAAUUUAUUACAACAAUAAAUAUGGCAUAAGACUGUUCGGUAUUUUUGCUGCAAGAGACUACUAUGGCUAUCCCUCUGGAAACCAAAAUUAGGAGAUUGGUGGGAUGGGAGGCACAUAGAUUGUAAUGUCGUGUCAUCUUAAAGCAGGCUGGCUAUAGCUUAGAGUUGAAAAGAUCUUGUCUUCUGCUGACAGAUCUCAGGAGAACUACAUUACUCCAGCCAUCCCAGUUCAACCAGUAUAGAAAAAAAAGAGGGCGAGGCCAGACGGAGUUAAGGCUCAGGAAAAUAUGGCUGUUCCAGAUGCUAAAUUAGCUAGGAAGCCAGUAAAGGGAUUUAAGGAGAAAGGUCAUAUGUUCUAUGAGGGAAUUCCUGUUUGGCCAGUCAGUUAAUUUGUGUUCAGAUGAGCUAUAGAGCCAGCUAGUGUGAUCAAAAGCUCUUAAGUAUAACUUUCCCAAAUUUUCCAAAUCAUGAAUUGGCUUUUCAGCAUCAUAGGUGUAAGGCAAUGUGAAAAUUCUGCCUUGGUGUUGACGGCACAUAUGAAUGGACUGUAAACCGCCCUGAGAAUUCCGGGUAUCAGACGGUAUAUAAUUUCAAUAAAUAAUAAUAGUAAUGUAUGAUAAUAUUUUUAUUAUUUAUACCCUACCCACUUGGCUGGGUUUCCCCAGCCACUCUUGGCGGCUCCCAACAUAUUAAAAACAUCAAACAUCAAAAACUUCCCUAAACAGGGCUGCCUUCAGAUUUCUUUUAAAAGUCAGAUACUUGUUUAUUUCCUUGACAUUUGAUGGGAGGGCAUUCCACGGGGCGAGCGCCACUACCGAGAAGGCCCUCUGCCUGGUUCCUUGUAACCUCACUUCUCGCAGGGAGGGAAGUGCCAGAAGGCCCUCGGUGCUGGACCUCAGUGUCUGGCCUGGACCAUGGGGGUGGAGAUGCUCCUUCAGGUAUACUGGGCUGAGGCCGUAAUAAACAUGGAGUCAGCCUGCACAUGCAGCUGCCAGCCAUCAACAGUAGAGGAGUCAAGUGGUGGUUCAUGCACAUAUUCACCAGUAAUUUUUGUGUAAAAUAUCUCCCUCAGUAUUUUAAGGUAAUUAGUAUUCUAGUGGUACCUUGGUUGUCAAACUUAAUCUGUCCCGGGAGCCCGUUUGACUCCUGGAACUGUUUGAAAACCAAGGUGCGGCUUCCGAUUGGCUGCAAAAGCUUCCUGCACUCAAUCGGAAGCCGCAGAAGCCAUGUUGGAAGUUCUGCUUCCUAAAAAUGUUCGCAAACCGGACCAUUUCCGAGUUUGUGGCAUUCAGGAGCCAAUUUGUUUGGGAGCCAAGCUGUUCGACAACCAAGGUACCACUGUAUAAGAUAAAUUUCUGUUUGGACGAUAAGAAGUCGUCAUAAACUUGUAGGUUUAUGUCCAGCUUGCCAAAGUAUUUCUCCCUCCAGGCAGAGGCAGCCAUUUGAUACUUAAGACAUCUGUGAACCUAAGAAGGUCCAUUUAAUCCAGAAUCUGUCUCACACAGUGGCCUGUCAGAUGCCUCUUUGAAGUCCUUCAGCAGGGUUUGAAGACCAUGGUGCUCUCCUGCUGCAGAGUGGACUUUGGUAAUCUUUGGUACUUGAGUGAGCCCAAAAUUUGGCACCCCCCAAUGGAUCUUCUCAAUUUUAUACCCCCUCAGCUCGGUGCAUUUAAAAAACAGUCAUCAGUACAAAUUCCAUCAAAUAACAGUUGCUCUAUGAUUGUUCCAGAUGUGAGGCAGCAGGGGCAACAACCUUCACUAGGGUUCAUGUAGUGCUACUCCCUCUCUUAUCAUUUCUCCCUCUGUUAACAUGAGGAGUGCCAAACAUGAGGGAUUGAGUAUGGAAAAGGCAGGAGGAGGGGUUGUAGUCUAGCAGGAGAGGUGAGAAAAGCCACACUUGCAAGUAUUAAAGACACAGAAGCUUGCAGGUGCAGCUUUUCUCACCUCUACAUGCCAAGGAGCACCUGCCAAAAAUUCCCUCUUCUGUGCAGCCAUUAAAGGGACAGCAGCCCUGUUUUCCUUUGCAGCUAGUCCUUGAAGGAUUGAUAAGAAUUACUUUCUUCUAAUCUGAAGCCUUUCUCCGAAUGUCCCUGCUUGUCAGAAGUGGGACAGGUGGUUUCUGGGGAAAGGGCAUUUUUAGUUGGGGUGCCACAAUUGUAGAAUUCUCCUCCUAGCAAGGCUUAACCUGGUAACUAUAUUUUUAGUUCCAGACAAACUUUUAUAAAUGUUCCCAAGAUGUAAAUUGCUUUUGUUUUGAAUUUUAGUAUUAUUGUUAUGUUCCCUUCUAUUGUGUAGAUUUCUUCCUUUCUUUUGAAACACCUAGUAAAUGUUUAUAUUGAAGGGUGACAUAAAAUACUAUUUUAAAAUACAUGUAAUAAAAAAUGUUAACCAAGAAGUGAAAUGUGAAUUGGUUCCUAUAACUCUUUAAUUUCUUCAGGGUGAUUAACUUUGAAGCAUGAACAUGUGUGGCCUGACCUUCGAUCUAUCUGUCCUGGCACUGGCAAGCAGGUUCUCGCUAGGGUUUCUUCCCCAAAAUGUACUACGCUUUAACUGUAGAUGCCUGUGGUUGAUAUCGCUGAGAGUAAGCUUUCAUAACCUCCUGUCUUCAUUGCAGGGGGCUGACCCAGAGCUCAGCAAAUUGGCCUGGACAGUCUACACUUACUAUGUUGGUUGCUGUUUUUAAAUGCUGGAAGAUGAGACAGGUUAAAUUCACAGUGCAAUCUUAUGUGUCUUGACUUCCUCCUAAAUUCCCAUUUUGGUUAGAGCAACUAAGGACAAGGGGCUGGGCACAAAAGUGCCAAGAUAAGCUUAUAAUCUUCAAAUGGAGAACUACUUAGCCCUUAGCCCAUGUGACCUUAGAAAUUGGAUUUUUGCUCAGGAUGCCAACCAAGACAGAUAAUCCAUCAUUGCCCCCCAUUACUCUACUUGGUACCCCCAAAUUAAGACCAAUCACACAAGGCCCCGUUACCUUGAGACUCUGACCUUCCCACAACUACACAGGGCAUUUGUAGAAAUAAGAUUCCAACAGAUGCCCUCAGCAUAUUUAGAGGGGAGAUACAGGAAAAUUCCCCCUAUGGAUCACAAAUGUAUAUGUGGAUGCAAUCAGGUAGAGGACAUUACACACUAUCUGCUGAUUUGCCCCCUGUAUACAAUGCCCAGAGGAAAAUGUAUAUUGCCAAUUCUUAAUUGGCUUCCAGGUUGAUCCACACAGGAAGUGACAGUUGAACUCCUAGCAGAUAAACAUCUAUACAUUACACACCAGGUAGCCAAAUUUGCGCUGGCAGCCAAGAAGCUCCAUUCCAACUAUGUGAACACACUUCAAUCUUGACUGUUAGUGUUGUAAAUUUCUUUUAUGUUGUAAACUAUUACAGGUUACAUUGUAUGGUUUUAGAUGAAAGUUUUUCCUUGUAUUCUCUGUCGUCCAUUGUAAAGGCCUUUGGCUAUAUACAAUAAAAUUGACUGACUGGCCUAAAUUCCCAUUUAGGAUUUUAGGAUAUGCUUGUGUUUUCUGGGAAAUCUGAGCGGCUUUCGGAAGCUGUAGAAUUCCUUCAGGCAGGGCAAUGCAAACAUACAUGGUUCCGAGUCCAUAGUUAAUAUUUGUUAUGCUGAUGUGUGUAUCUAUGAAUUUAAAAGGGGAUGCUUUCUUUUUGCUCACCGUCAUCAUUGAAUCUAUGAAUUUUGCAUCGACUGGAGUCACUACCCUUGUUAUGCAUUCCACGUCAGAGCUGUGACUCACAGCUAUACCUGUCUGCGUUCAAAAUCAGACUCAUUCCAUAGUUCUUGAAUGUGGGGUGCUGAUAAUCUAAGGACAUGCCACUGCAUUUGAUAACAUGUUUGCCAUGCUACUAUGGCUUGCUACUACAGAAAGUGAACCUAUGAUAAUUUAUGCAUGGUCACACAACGGGCUGUGACUGCUUAUUCUAUCAUAUCAUAAAUGAAACAGUGGGAUGUCCCUAAAUACCUGUUGAUGUCAGAGCAAAAGCCCCAGCGAAGGGUCCUAUUUAAUCCCCAGUCCUGAUAAAUGUUAUGCUACUGUUAGUAGCUCAUUGACCAUCUCACUUUGCUCCUAGCUUGCAAAGAGACAUGAAUUCAAGUGUAGCUGAAUCACAGGCUACUGAGGUUUUUAUCUCCUGCAGCCCCAAAGAAUGGUGUAAGAGUUCUGAUUUCUCAGAUAUGAACCUUUGAGUCCAUUGUUCCCUAGUGUUUUCUUAGUUCUGCCUUCUCUGUUACUAUGGAUGCUGAAUACUGGCAUUGUAAUUGCUCGUACAUCAGUGGUAGCAGCAAAAGCAGGAUAGCUCAGUUGGUUGGAAGGUUAGAGGUUGAUAAUGCCAAGGUUGCAGGUUCGACCCCUGUAUGGGGCAGUUGCCUAGUCCAGUAUCCUGGGGGUUGGACUGGAUGAUCCUCAGGAUCCCAGCUCUACAAUUCUGUGAUGGUGCUCGACAGUGGCUGGGGUGAUGAACCGCUUUCAGAUUCAUUCUUUAAAAUAUAAAGUAGUGUUGAAAUGAAAUUAGUUAUAAGAAUAAUUUUAGUCAUAAACUUCACUGCAAAAAGGUGACUAGACUGUUGGUUGUGGUUUAAGGUGCCAUUUGGCAAUUAGCUUAUAUACAGUGGUACCUCAGGUUACAGAUGCUUCAGGUUACAUACGCUUCAGGUUACAGACUCCGCUAACCUUGAAAUAGUACCUCAGGUUAAGAACUUUGCUUCAGGAUGAGAACAGAAAUUGUGCUCUGGCUGCGCGGCGGCAGCGGGAGACCCCAUUAGCUACAGUGGUGCUUCAGGUUAAGAACAGUUUCAGGUUAAGAACAGACCUCCGGAACGAAUUAAGUACUUAACCCGAGGUACCACUGUAUCUGAGUUUCUAACAAUCGAUGCUGGUCUCUGGUUACUGGAGGCUGAAGCUCCGCCAUGCAGUCCCCCCCCCCCCAAAAUGUUUAGGUGUACUCUCAUUUUCCUACUCAUAUUGAAAUAUUGUCCCUCAUUGAGGCCAAACUUAGAUUCCCAAAAUGUUUAGGGGUAUGUGUACCCCUGCAUCCCCCCAGAAAAAAGCACUGCCUCCAUGUAAGCAGUUUCUUUUAUCUUAUUAAUACUUCUGAUUAGAAUAAUUAAGAUUUACAUAUACUGGGUCAGUUCAUACACUCAUCUGCCACAAACCUUUAGUAGAGGCCACAGCUUAACAAAAGUUGCCAUGCAAGUGAGAGCUAGAAAUUAAUAUACCCCAGUGGGUUGGUUUGGUUAAAACUCUAAUGCAGCCAUAGUGAACCUGACCAGUCACAAAGCUUCCCAAGACACACAAUACUGAAAACAACACACAGUUGUGACAGCACAGUUGGUUCUAGUGAGAUGAUGUUGUGGUACAGCUUGACCCGAGUACAUCUUCGACCACUCAGCAUUUGCUUAGGACUGAGUGUACUGCCAAGACGAUAUCACAAAACAUGCUGCUGUACUGGUGUUGCAAAGGCGUAUAUUAUUGGAAAUGUUUCAAGGCAUUAUUAUAAUAACAAAUGAAGCUGUGAAAUAUGGAAUGAAAUAUUUAGAAUAAGCAAUAAUAUUUUUAUUAGUGUCUGCAAACCAGUCGUUCAUAUUUAGUACAAAGUUGUCCUGGUAUAUUAGCUCGAGAGGCUGCUUUUUGUCAAUAUGAGACAAAACAACAACAGAUAAACUUUAUCUUCUGCUGUUGCUGUUUCUCAUGUGUGCUCUUCCAAGGUUUGAAAGUUCCAACACCUGAUUUGUUUUUCCCUUGGAACUGCUCAGGGACUAAAUUGUUGUAGUAGUAGGAUCAGUGAUAAUUGGACCCACAGUUUGGUUAAGCUAACAUGCUUGGAUUUCAUAGAUUUAUUUCAGCUGAAGUGCAGUCUGGCUCAUGUAGGUUACUCAGGUUGCUUCUGCAGCUCAACCCCCCAAAUUUGUUAUGUCAGCACAGCCUUUUGGGAAAAUGGUAUCAGUUCUCCAUUUGUAAAAAGGGAGUAUGCAGUGUUGUUGUGAAAAUGAAUAGGAGGACGGUACUAUAAAAAUGGUAUGAAGAUAGUACAGAAUAUGAUGGCAGAUGUCAAGAUGCCACUACCAGACACUUUGCAUAUGGUCUUAUAUGGUCAUCUCUUGCAUUAUUAACCAGAAAUGUGUAAACUUGUGUUCAUAGUUAGUACCAGUCCUGAACUGUGUUCAUACUGCUCACUAAUGCUAACACCUCAGUUUUAGGCCACUUGAAUAUUGCAGCUUGAAUUCACGAGAGUGCGACUAUAAGUCACUCCUGUCAUACCAAAAGGUGUUCUACUUUUAAGUUGACAAGGCAUGCAUCUGAGAUUCCUCAUACUUCUGACGUGAUUGUUUUUGCCAUAGGAGCAAUCCUGGAUAAAAAGUGUUACAUGCUUAGAAAAAAUACUUUGCUGUUUUAUUUCAGAUAAGAUGGAAAGCUGUUUUCUUACAACAGUGUCUUUUGCUCCUGACCUAUCUUGCUAUUGUGCUGGAAGCUGUGCCUAUAGACAUAGACAAGACAAAGGUAAAAGCGGAAGAACAAGUAGAGAAUGCAAAAAUAGAUAAUCCGGUAAGUGAAAUAAAUACUUUGUAAUGGCAUCAAUAUCAUAAGUGUAUAUUACCAUUACCGCUGAACUGAUGGAAUAUUAUUUCUGAAUUUAAAGUAUUAAUACUGUUCAGGGCCAUCUGUGGCACUCAGGGUCUGGAUUUAGGUCUUCUUCUUUUUGUUAGCUUUGUGAAAAUAUUGUAGGUAGAGAGAGAAAAAAGAAGCAAAUUAGAGUGAGGAAAUGAACUAACUGGACCAUUUUGACUCUCAGAGAAAGCAGUUUGACUUCAAACCACUUUAUCCAGUGUUUUAAAUAGGAAAUUUCUCAGCACAGAAAAGAAAUCCUCCAUUUUAAAAAAGAGAUAAACCAUAUGAUACUGGAAAAAGACUUAAGUUUUCUGUACCGGAACACCAGACACCAAAUAUUAUUUGGGCUCAACCUGACUGAUUUUAACUUAAAGAAACCAUGGGGAUCCAGUCACUGACCUCCCCAUAUCUCAUUUAGUCUGAGACCUAAAAUUAACUGGGUUCUUAAAGCUAGAAGAAAAACAGAGGAAGGAAAGCUAUAGAGAAAAUGCCACAUAUAUCUUAUUUAUUCCCUUAUAACCUCUUUCUCUUCUGUACUACUGAGUUUUCUUUAUAAAUGACAUCUCUAAAGAGCUCAGUUAAAUCCACAGAAGUUGCAGUUCCCCAAAGAAUGUGUAUUUAUAGCUGCUUCAUGUGAUUAUUUUUUUUUAUCUUCACCGCUAGAUAAAACAUUAUGGACACUGAUAGUUAGGUCUUAGAAUCACAGCUGGGCUAAAGAUCUCACCUAAUUUAGUCUGAAAUAUUUCUAUAGAAAGAGAAAUGCUUUUCUUCCUUGGCCCUCUUUUACCAAACUGAUAUUCAUUUUCCUGAAGGAUACUGGGCUUUAUUACGAUGUGUACCUCAGGCAAGUGAUAGAUGUCCUGGAGACAGACAAACAUUUCAGAGAGAAGCUCCAGACAGCCGACAUAGAGGCAAUAAAGGUAUGUAGUUUUAACUGGGUAAGCAUGCAGCUUGUUUAGAAAAAUAAGAGAGAGAAGUAGAGCACAGUGGUACUUCAGUUUUCAAACGCCUCUGUAGUCGAACGUUUCGGAACUCGAAUGCAGAAAACCUGGAAGCAAGUGCCUCGGUUUUCGAACAGGAAACACACCUUCUGUUUUGAGUUUUCUGUAUUGAGGCUUGCGUUUUGAGGCUUCUGCUUUCGGUUUUUGAACGUUUUGGAACUUGAACGGACUUCCGGAACGGAUUAUGUUCAAAAACCAAGGUACCACUGUACUCUGGUUUGUCAUUUAUAAGGAGGCUAGACAAAUUCAUGGAGAAUAGCUACUGGAUCCAGUGUUAGGGAGUAUGCUUCUGAGAAUUAGCUGCUGGGAAUCACAAGCAGGGAGAGUGCUGUUUGUGCUCAAGCCCUGCUUGUGGGUUUUUCAUAGGCAUCUCCCUGGCCACUGUGAGAACAGGAUGUUGGGCUAGAUGGGACUUUGGUCUGCUCCAGCUGGGCUCCUCUUAUAUUCUGAUAAGAGCCAGUACGCCAUACAGGUAACAUGGAGUUUGUUCUCAAAGCCAGCAGACCUGAUGGGAUACCUUCUGGUCUUCAAAGUGGGUGGAAUUGAACUUAGACAACAACUUCACAAGGUCAUCAAAAAGGUCUGGGGGAGAGAAGAGAUUCCAGCAGACUUUGGGAUGCCUAAAUUAUCAGUUUCUUUUAAAAAAGGCGAUAAAACGGAUUGUGGAAACGAUCGAGGCAUCUUUUUAAUAGCUGUGGACAUCAAAAUUCUUGCAAGGAUCUUAGCAAACCGUCUCCUAACAAUAUCUGAGGCUACCCUUCCUGAAUCCCAAAAUGGUUUUUGACCUUCUAGGGGUACGGUGGACAUGAUUUUCACCGCUUGACAGCUUCAAGAAAAAUGCAGAGAGCAAAACCAACCCCUGUAUAUGGUGUUUAUUGACCUGACUAAGGCCUUUGACACUGUAAAUUGUAAUGCUCUGUCAACUGUCCUUCUGAAAAUUGGCUGCCCAGAUAAAUUUGUGAACAUCCUUCAGCUCCUUCAUGAUAAUAUGACAGCAACAAUUGCAGAUAGCAAUUGUUCACAGUGGGAUCAAGUAUUAAACAGGGUUGUGUUAUCUAGCUGCUCCUAGAAUGUGUGGGAGCACUAGUGUGUGGAGGUUUCUGUGCAGGACUUCCUCCUAUCUUUAGAUAAGGGAAGUACUGCUUAUCUAUCUCAGCUUCAUGCAUUGUGUUCCGCCACCCCUAAGUGAAAAAGGAAGGCCUUCUAAGCAUAAGACCUCUCUGUCAGCAACAUAGUGCUCACACAACUUUGGACUAAAAAUUGGAUUGGAUCCUUAACUGGCUUACUGUACUCAUUUAUUUAUUAUAUAUGGAACUUGUGGAUCUUAGACUUUGGGUUCUGUUUCCAUGAUAAAAGGAGGUAAUAUGUCCUUCCAGUUGCAACAUGUCAGUUGUGAAAUGCUUCAUCGUCUUCUCUCUGUUGAGAACCUAGUAGAACAUAGUUACCUUCUAAAAAAAUUUAACUGACUACCUUUAUCAAUUGCUUUCUUUAUUGACAGAGUGGAAAGUUAAGCAAGGAACUAGAUUUAGUUAGCCAUCAUGUGAGAACAAGGCUGGAUGAACUGAAAAGACAAGAGGUUGCAAGAUUAAGGAUGUUAAUUAAAGCCAAGAUUGAUUCAUUUCAAGGUAAGAACACAAAGCAAAAAUGUUUCAUUUGCCUCUCUUGUUUACAACAGUAGCAGAGAUUAAUAUAAAAUAGAAUGGCGUAAGAGCUUUGGUGUUUCCUUUCAUCUCAUUACACAGUCCUUGUUUGGAAAUCUAGGAGAACAAGACAGACCAGUUCUGAGGAAACAGCAGACACACAUUUGGGAAAAUGGUUUAAGAAAAGACAACUAUAUGAGUUCCAUUUUGAUAUUGUCAAAUACUUUUGUAGCUUCUUCAUUAAUUUCUCUUGAGCUUUGCAAGUUUUACUUUUCUCACUGAGGACCAGCAACAUACUUCACUGGAAUAUAAACACUAAACUAUUGAUGAGCUGCAAAGUACUAUCUGAUCGGGCCACCUGUUUAGAAAGGUUUUUUGAAAACAAGGUUUGCAAGGUUAUGAGAAUACAGAGCAAAAAUAAAAUGAGUUAAUACUACCCCUGUAAUACUAAUAUUAUGAAAAUGCGGUAGCAUCUUGUUCCUAAUUUUUGUGUGGAAGUUAAACACUUAUCAUCAUUUCCCCAAAAUGCUUAAAUUGCAGAUUGCAUUGCAAUGAAUUCAUUGAAACAAUGUUAAUUAAUCCAUGGACUAGCAGGUAUUUCUAAUAUGCAUAGCAGAAAUGUGAGAAUUAUCUUUUAAGCUGAAUGUUGUUUUAUGGUUUAUGGGCCUAAUCAAGCUCAACUGGGCCCAAGAUAUUGGAUGUUUUGGGCAAACCAUGCCAUCCUUUGCUGGGCCUGAUUUCAUAUAUGAUGUAGGCAGGGCUUUUUUCCAGCCGGAAGUGGCCGGAACUCAGUUCUAGUAUCUCUCAGGUGGGCGUCAUUGCCAUUGUAAGAGAACGAGGGAGGCAUUUAUGGUGAGUUUCAGCACCUCUUUUUCUAGAAAAAUAGUACUGGAUGUAGGGUACAGGGAAGUUCCUACUGCAGCUUUAAACUUCAAGCUGUGGCUAAAAGGAAGAAGAAUCGGAAUUGCCUUCUUAAGUGCACUUCUGAUUCUUCCUUAGCCUCAAAGAGUCAACCCUUUUUGAAUUGGCACCUUUUCUUGCUACCCUGCACUUUCUUUUGGAUGCAGGGGAAGAAUCGGGACUCUUUCUUUUGAAAUUAAGUCGCCUGACAACAUUUGAUUGACUGGUAGAUGGCGCUGCCUACCUGUCAAAGUGACCCACAAAGGGAGGAGAGCUCAGCAUCCGGCCCACUGGCCGUAGCAUGUGUCACAGUAAAACUUGAUUAGAAAAACCACACCUUUUAUUGGCAAUAUCUUGAAAAAAUGUCUAAAGGAGAGAAAAGAUAGAUUUCAGAAAACCAGUUGAUAUUAUGUCCAGUAUGAUAAAAUACAUAUUCUUCAAAGUACCAUGUAUAGUUAUCAUAAUGCAGCUGCAAUACUUAUCAAAACAGUGACACUUAAUAAACACACACACACACAAUUUGUGCAAAAUCUUUUUUCUGUUGCCGCUGUCCUUGUUUUCAGGUGUAGUAUGUAGAAAUAGGGAGAAGAAAAUGUUUUGCAAUGUGAAAUAUGGAUAUACUGUAUUGGAUGACUGGCCUGUUCUCUACAGCAUUUGAAAUGCUUACAUUUCAAUCAGCAGUAAAUGGUGCUUCAGGGGAAUAGAGUGUAAGGCCAGGCUUUAUGAAGAUAGAUUAUCUAGUUCAUGAAACAGUUUUCAUUCUUCUCUAAAGCAGUUAGGGCCAGUUCACAUGAUUAUCCAUUACAGAUUCCCCCCCCCCCCUUUGACCUGCUUUCACUGUGUUCAUGGCAGAAAGAUAAUCUGAAUUGUUGCACACCAGAGCAAAUCACAGUUCUGCUCAGCAAGCAUUAGGAAGGUUUGGGAUGGUGGGGGGAGUUUAAAAGAAGUGCUUCUGCUCUUAAACUCCACACGCAGCUGGACUUACCUUGCUGGGUCUUGUUUAAUGAAAUAUUGCUUCUACUUUAAAAAAAGGAAAGUUCACUGUUUAAGCAGACUUUCAAACAGCAAAAUUAUUUGGAUAGUGAGAGGAAUAUUAAUAAUAAUUUUCCUGGUUAGCAGUUUCUGCAGUUAGUGAUAUUUAAAACGUUCCUUGCUGAGAACCAUUUCAUAGAAUUGUAUCGCUGGAAGGGACCACGAGGGUCAUCUAGUACAACUCCUUCAAUACAAGAAUCUUUUGCCAAACAUGGGGCUUGAACCCAUAACCCUGAGAUUAAGAGUCUGUUGCUCUACUGACGGAGCUAUCCAACAUGCCAGAAUAGAGGGGGAAACAUGCAAACACCUCUGUAGAUGUAUACACAGUGGGGGGCAUCCAGUUGUGUCCAUUCUUGAGUAGAAUAGACUUCUGCACACAUGGUGGGACUUCCCAUUCCUCUCCACCACCACCCCGCUUCCCCUGUCCCCUGCAUAACCCAAAAUCUGCAUGGGGGGGGGGCAGCAGGGAUAGAAAAGGAAGCGAAAGUCUUGCUGGGCAACUAGAAAUCCACUACCUGGGACAUUAUCCCACCUUUAUACAUAUGUGCAUAUGAUGCUUAUGUGCAUACGAUGAUCAACAUGAGGGUUCUAUGCAAAGAAAGAUAGAAGUCUUUAUUUGUAAGAAUUGUGUCACAUUUCAGAAAGCCAUUGGAUCUCCCUCCCACCCACCAAUCAUUUCACACCCAAGCUGUGCUCCCUCCAACCUUGCCAAAUUCAAAGUGAAUUAAUUUAGAAUCUAAAGCCUUCAAGGCUGGUGCAGACAUAAUAUUACUCUGUCUUUUACCCACAUGCUUCCCCCGCAGCCUUGCUCAUUUGUGUGAAUUCCCCCUCUCCUCUCUCUUACACUGCAGAGCAGGGCCUCAUCUUAGCUAGUGUUUGAAGACGGUUUAACAAAAAACCUAGUCCAUUUAGCAGGAAAUAGCCAGAACAUAAUAUAGUCAAGGGAGAAAGGAAGAUGCUAGUGAAGGCAGUACAGAUUAUCACAGCCUGCUUCUGGAUUUCCUAACUCUGUUUAUUGGGGAACAGUAUAUCUGCACCUGACCCAUAGUUGCAUUAUACUGGCCUUCACUUCUUCAGAAUACUAGCCAUUGUUAGGCGGCUCAAGGAGGCUAACACUUUUUUCUUUUCCAAAUGACACUCCCCAUUCCAUGGCUUUUGUAAACUGCUGAGCAUGCUCAGUCCUCACUGAUCCCCCCCCCCCCGGAUUCCCCUCCUUUACUUUUUAUUUUAAGUUAAAUACCUCUUAAUUUUACUUCAGAAAUUCUAUACUUUUGUGUCCCUGGAGUAUGUGGAAAUUGCUGCCUUAUUUGUAGGUUAGUUGAGUGACAAUCUGCUUAGCUGCCAAACUAACAUUUGCUAUUAGAGGAAAUGAUGGAUAUUGGAACUGGUUUAAGUGCAGAAUAGUUGUAGUGUAUGUCUGCUAUAGUAUGCAUUUUAGUUUCUGCCUAUUAAAAUUAUAGUGUAAUCUCUCAACAGUUUGACAGUUGUGUCCUUUUGAGUGUCAAUAUUCAUUUUACUUUGGCUAAAGCCCAUCCUUGAGUUGCUCUUGAGGGCUGCAGCAUAUAAAUGUGUUUUUAAAAUAUGUUUCUUCCCUCAUGCAGUGCCAGGAAACUUAACCUGUUGUUCAAUAUAUAUUGAUAUAUGUAGUUAAAUCAUUUCUGUCUUUGUACGGGUUGUUUUUAGAUUCUGGCAUAGACCAUCAGUUCCUUCUCAAACAAUUUGAGCAUCUGAACCACGACAACCCUCACACUUUUGAAGCUAAAGAUUUAGACAUGCUAAUCAAAGCUGUAAGUGUUGAGCAAAUAUUUUCCAGAUGCUUGCUUGCUGCUACUGCUGUAUUUUUCUUUAGUGGAAUCUACUUUUUCUCCCUCCCCUGCCUCCAUUUUGAAUAACUUUCAUAGUUACCUCAAGAGUCAUAGUCUGAGAAUCCCAUUUGGCUCCGUAAUGUAAUAUUGUGCCACAGGAGACAUUUAUGUGAAUUUGAAAACAGUCUGCUCAUUUUUCUCAUAGUGCCUCAUGCGACUUGCAUCCCCAAGCCAACAUAAGCAAUCUUUGAAGGCUUUUACAGAGCCUUUAAACUGAGCGCUCUUUUGACCUUUGCCAGCUAAUACUGGCAAAUUUUCUUCUCUGAUUCCUUUAGCAAUUUUAUGUAAGUGUAUUUGGAUAUGUACAAAAGAUUUUAACUAGUUUUGCGUUGAUUAAUCACCUGUCUUUUAACUAGUUAACUGCUUUAGGUUUAGACUGAUUUGCAUUUUGCCAAAACCUAAAGAUAGGUUCUUUUGAAGUAGCAAAAAAUAAAUGAAACUUACAAAUAAAUAAACAAAAGCUGCAACACCAUCUUCAAAAAGGGCAUUUUUCAUUCUCUCUUUUUUCCACAUUAAACUUGAUGGAAUCAAAAUAGUCUCAAAAUAUAAGCAGGUGUUUCUCAACGUGUUCAAAAUUGGUCCCCAUAGAUCAAAAGCAGGGAUGGAGAACCUGUGAUGCUCCAGAUGUUAUUGGACUGCAGCUCCAAUGAGUAACAGUUGGAGAGACCACCAGGUCCCCAUCGCUGAGCUAAUGAAUCAGCCAAUUAAAGCUGCUUGCUCUGAAAUUGAAAAGUAUGUUUAGAUUUGCAAUCCAUCCUCUCCUGAAGGCUUGGGGAGGGUAACAGUAUUGCAGACACAAAAACACCAAAUAGGCCCUUUUGCUUAACUAAAUAAUUGGGAAGGACAACUGUCAGAGGAGGGAAAGCCUUACAGAUACAGUGGUACCUCGGGUUACGAACUUAAUUUGUUCCAGAGGUCCCUUCUUAACCUGAAACCAUUAUUAAUCUGAGGUACACUUUCGCUAAUGCUAGCAACAACCCUUUAAAAAUAACUAGUACCACAUUAUUAUUAUGAAGUUGCAGAUGGCGAGGCUGAGACUUCAGUAUAGUGAAUUUUUAGCUCCCCCUAGUGAGUUCAUAGCUGAGUGAGAUUUCCACCGGGAGACUUUGUGACUCAUUGUUAGCACACUUUCCUUAAGCAAAUAGAGAAUUAAGGAAAUGGGACUGAGUUUGCUCUUGAAAAAUGGCUGUGAGAACCACUGUAGAAAAAUGGACAGAAGCAUAAUCAGAAUGGCACUACUGGCAUAGUCAGCUGCAUUUUCAGGUUAUGCUAAACCAUAGUUUAGUUGUACAACAUUAACAAGUAGGAAUGAGCCUAAGCAAGCCUUGGGCUUACCAGCUCCCUCCUCCUGUUGUUGAUUGGUUGGGAUGAGAAAUAAUGGACCAGUAGCGAUCCCUCCAAUGUUAAUGACUUGCAAGAUGAGUGGGUUAAGAUGAUGGACAGUUACAGGAGCCACUGGUGGGGAUGGUUCUGCUGUGGUGGAGGCCCCAGCUAUUCCCAGAUGGACAAUAAGCCACAGUAAGAUCUGAGAGCAUUCUGGGAUUGAAUCUUUGAGAGGUCCAACUUUUUGAUUCCUCAGCUUUAUCAGUCUGGAGCUGGUAUGGUGAAAUUAAAUGCAUAUAUAUAAAUACCUUUCACCUUGCCCAGCCUUCUUCCAACUUGGUCCCCAGCAGAUGUUCUGAACUACAACUCCCAACACACCUGACACUUGGCCAUGCUGGCUGGGGUUGAUGGCAAUUGUAUAUUGAAUUGCUUUGUACUGUACACUUAAGGUACAGUGGUGCCUCGCAAGACGAAAUUAAUCCGUUCCGCGAGAGUCUUCGUCUAGCGGUUUUUUCGUCUUGCGAAGCAACCCUAUUAGCGGCUUAACGGAUUAGCGCUAUUAGCGGUUUAGCGGCUAUUAAAGGCUUAAAGGCUUAGCGGAUUAGCUGCUAAAAGGCUAUUAAAGGCUAUUAAAGGCUUAGCAGAUUAGAUAAAGGGGGCGAAAAGCGAAAAACAAUCUCAAGACUUGCAAGACAUUUUCGUCUUGCGAAGCAAGCCCAUAGGGAAAUUCGUCCUGCGAAGCAACUCAAAAACGGAAAACCCUUUCGUCUAGCGGGUUUUCCGUCUUGCGAGGCAUUCGUCUUGCGGGGCACCACUGUAAUUCUGAUACAGCAGAGGCAUUCAGUAAAGGUAUGCUUCUCAUUAAGUGACACAUUUCACAGUUCUUAAGCAGUUUACCUCUGAGUGUGUGUUGUUUUUCAAGCAGUGCAAAAAUUCAUUCAAAUAAAGGGUUUUAACCUCUGGUCAGGGGCGAACGAAGGCUAACCAACACCCAGGGCGGGGCAAACGGCUGGCUGCGCACGCGUUGCGCCACUAUGAACGAUGCAUGUGUGGCAUUGCUACAUACGACGCAUGUGUGCUGUCGCUAUGUAGGGCACAUGUGCGGCACCGCUACGUACAGCACAUACGUGCGACACCAAGCAUGCGUUGUACAUAGCGGUUUGCCGCCGGCGCCGCCCGAACGCCAUACGGACGUUGGUGGGAUCCUCUGCUCGCAGCUGCAGUGGCGGCGGAGGGAUCUUCUGCUUGCGGCUGUAGUGGCAACGGAGGGAUCCCACCACCAUCCGUAUGGCGCUCGAGCGGCACCGGUGGCAAACCACUAUGUACAGCGCAUGUGCGGCAUCGCUACAUACCGCGCAUGCGUGUGACACCGUGCAUGCAUUGUAUGUAGCGGUUUGCCGCCAGUGCCGCUAAGGCGCCGUACAGACAGUGGUGGGAUCCUCCGCUCGCGGCUGCAGCCACAAACGGAGGAUCCUUCACAUGUGGCUGCGGCGGUGCAACAGCUGCUGGCGCCGCCGCGCCCGGGGGGCGGCAGGGUGAGCACCCCACGGGGUGCCUUCUUGUCACCCCCGAGACAUGGCACCCAGGGUGCACCACCACCCUGUCCCCCCUUGCGACGCCACUGGCUCCGGUGUGCUAUAGUACUCACCCAGUCAGGAUCAGCUUGUCCAGCCCUGAGCACUGGAUGGCCAGGAAGCCACCAGAGACUCCCAGCUUUGCAGGAGCCCACUCAAAUGUUAAUGGAAAAAGACAAAACUAAUAGUUUCCUCAUUGAUGUAGUGGUGGCAGUUCAUUUCAAAAAAGAAUGCGUUGGGCAGCUUAGCUCCCUGUCCUCAUUUAAAGGCAGUGCCUGGUCAAUGGUACUGGUGGUCAGGGUGUGAUAACUUUGAAGUUUUAUUUCUUUUUGGCUAUAUCUUUACAUUUCGGGUUGGGGGCACACUAGUUGACUGUUGUAUAAGGGGCCCACAAAAUCGUGGAAUCAGCUUUGCGACUCUGCCUCUCUUAUAAUUUUACCAUUGCUUAACUCCCUGGAUUUUCUGUGUUGCAUAUCUUAUUGUUUGAGUUGAUGUGGUUUUUCAGUUGUUAGUGACAGAUAUUAAACCACUUCAUAUACGCUUUCCUUUCAUAAGUAAAUUGGAAGGAAAGAGUGUGGUAUCGUAUUUUUUUGCUCUAUAAGACGCACCAGACCACAAGACGCACCUAGUUUUUGGAGCAGGAAAACAAGAAAAAAAAUAUUCUGAAUCUCAGAAGCCAGAACAGCAAGAGGGAUCGCUGCGCAGUGAAAGCAGCAAUCCCUCUUGCUGUUCUGGCUUCUGGGAUAGCUGUGCAGCCUGCCUUUGGUCCAUAAGAUGCACACACAUUUUCCCUUACUUUUUAGGAGGGAAAAAGUGAGUCUUAUAGAGCAAAAAAUACAGUAUAUCAGCUGUUCAGCAUGACCUCAGACCCACUGCUGGGACACACACAAAGCUUGGAUAAAAGGAGUAUUUUGUGCUUCAUAUUGCAGUGGUCAAAAAACACAGUAUUCUUAAUUGAUUUUUAAUUUGUAGGCCACAAGUGACUUAGAAAACUAUGACAAGACUCGUCAUGAGGAGUUUAAGAAAUAUGAAAUGAUGAAAGAACAUGAAAGAAGAGAAUAUUUAAAAACACUGGAUGAAGAAAAGAGACGACAAGAGGAAGCUAAGUAUGAAGAACUGAAGAAAAAGCACAGUAAUCACCCCAAAGUUAACCAUCCUGUAAGGACAUGGUUUGUGUCUACCAUAUAGUGAAGGUGUAUUCAGGCAUUAUGCAUUAAAAGGAGAAUAAAUAAAAGUAGUGGGAUAUGCUUUAUAGGUGCACUUAAAUUUGGUUUGGUUAUUGAACUGGCAGGACUUUUCUGAACUGAAAUAGCAUUUUAUAUGCUUCCUUUCCAGCCAUUUCUUAUUUGAUUUACAUUUAUGAGAAGGGACUGAGAUCUGUGCUUCCUUUGAAAACUUUUCUAAUACAUGUUUGAGCUGCAGCUUUCAUUACAACUUCUUCUGUGGGGAAUAGAACCUGACCAAGUUCUACCUCCCCUUAUGUUAUGCCCAUCUGUUAAUAAGAGUGGCAUUGUAGAAUGAUCCAAAUGGUUCUUGACCAUGUGUAACAUAUUGUUUCAUUUUUGUUAUCACCUCUGCUGACAAUUUAGGAAUUCCUACUGAAGAUGUUGACAUUAAUGGAUGAUAGAUGUGUGCUUUUCAGUGUGUGUGUGUGGGGGGGAAUAACUAGAUUUUGAAGCUUUUUUUAGAAAGGUAAUAUGGAUUUAUUUGGCACAAUGUGGUUGCAAGAACUGUCUAUCUAAUCAUUUGCAUUAUUGCUUUUUCUGAUCAACUUACAGGGAAGUAAAGACCAAUUGAAAGAGGUGUGGGAGGAGGCAGAUGGACUGGACCCCAAUGAUUUCGACCCAAAGACUUUUUUCAAGUUGCAUGGUAAGGAGCAUAAUUUUUUCCUGUAAAAAAUUAAGCAACUUGAGUGAUACUCUUGGGAUUGCCUUCUCUGGAGCAAUACCUUCAUCAUGUGACAACAAAGAAUAUUAAGUAAAUUAACAUCGGUAGUAGGGUAAAAUCCCAUUAUGCAGAUCAGGGCUGAGGUGAUACAAUUUAUCAGACAGUUGAGUUCUAAUUCAGCAUUUUCACAUUGGAGUGUCCCUUUUGUACUGGAGUUUAUCUACAUGUGUAUAGGUCCUUGUAACACAACAAUUUCUAUAACUGGUGGGCUUGUUGCGCUUAUUUUCAUUUUGGCACUAUUUACCUCAACAGUCUGGAGUCCAUACUGAGGAAGAAAAUAAUAAUGUUUUGAAGAAGGACUACAACUUAGAUUCAUUUUCAGCUUGCCUUGUAUUUUUAAAACUCAUGCCAAUUACCCUUUCAAGGACUUGAAAACUAGUCUUGUAAUUAUACAUGACCUUCUGGACAGAUUACUCAGUCUUUUGAAGGUUCUUUAAAGCUGCAAUAAGCAGAAUUUCCAAAACUGCUAAAGAAUCGAUAUUCAGAUCUGGGCAAAGGGGCCAGAGCUUAUAAGGCUAUGCUCUGCAAAGUAAAACCCUCUUUUGCUGUUAUUGUUAGGAAGUAAGUCUGGGCAAGGUUGUCCCAGCUGCCCUCCAGCCACUGGGACUAAAGAACCUGUAAAAUAUCAGGAAAUGGGACUGAGAGUUAACCCCUCCUCAUUUCUGUUCUCUAUUUAUCCCUGCUAUUACACAAUGGCUGUGUGUGGCAAAGUGACUUUAUCAACAUUAUGGUGUUGUGACAAAUGUGCAGGGCUGGACAGAUCUGAAGCAGAUGCAUAUAAAGAAUAGUAUCUGAGACAGAUAGUUAAUUCCUUUCUAAGUUAAAUAGCACCAACAAUUUCUAAACAGCAGUUAGGCACUGAAAUCUUACAAAGGUCAUGGAUGUUCACACCCUUGUCUAACAGUCCCUUGCUUCAAAAGUUAAUUAUUAAAAGUCAAGCUGCCAUGAUUUAAUGCAUAUAAACAUGAUUCAGUAUCGGUGUGGCUAAGCGGGAUCUUAUCAAGGGGAGAAGGGUAAAGAGAGGCAAUGUAUGAAUUUUGAAUAUAUUCAAGGCUAUUUAUGUAUUAAGAUUUUAUUUUGAGCUAUGUUUUGGUUUCCGAUUUAAUUAUAAGAGAAUGGAAGCCUGAAGAGCACUUCUAGAUUUUCUUUGCUAAUAGAACACAAAACCAAAUAGUCAACAGCAACAGUCUGGUCAGUAGCUAAAUAGAAAAAUAAGCGUGCUGUGCUAAAAUAUUUUGUUAGAUAUAGAUGUUAAUCAAGUUGGGAUUGUAGCCUGCUACAAGUGAAUUAGACCUGGUGUGCAUGAGUGUGCUAAUGCUUUGGUGUUCUAUAUUUAUAUGCAUUAUACUUUUUAUAGAUGUCAAUAAUGAUCAUUUUCUGGAUGAGCAGGAGUUAGAAGCCCUGUUUACUAAAGAGGUAAGUGAUGCACAUUACAUGGAAACUCUUCCUUACAAUUAGUUGAUAUUUAAGGACUUCUUUCUAUAUAAAAAUGGCAGCACUGGUAAUAUUUAUGUAUUCACCAAAGAUGUGUUAAAGGCUAUUUUUUUAAAAAAAACAACAACAACCCAGGUCAAUUAUUCAAGGAAAAACAAUAUAUUCUGGAGCAGGGAGCAAUACGAGAUAGUUACUUUCAACACUUUGAAAGUCCAUUGCUAAAACCUAUAAAUGCAAGGGCAAAACAUAAAAACUUCAUACCAGGAACUGAUGCCAUUUACGAAAUUAGCUAUUGAUUUCAUAUUCAGGCUGGGACUAGCUACCUGGCAUGCAUAUUUCCAGUGUCUAGGCAUAGAAAUGCAAGGGGCUUUUACAUAUCUGUACAUACAGAGUGGACCAAUGCCCAAAUGUCUUGGUAAGUUCAAAAUUUGGAAAGUUGAUAUACUGGUCCAGUCUGAAGAGGAUAAGCCAAAAGACUUCAAUUCAAUUCAAACUGAUUUUGUACCAAUAUGUAUUGUAUAUUGGCAUAAAAAGCAGUAAUUUCUUGAUUUGAAAACAGAAGCCAACUCUGUUUGACGUAUUUAUAUAGUUAAACAAUAACAGGGAUGGAUAAUCUGUUUCAAGCAUAUUCCUUAAGUUCAGUGAUGUAUUUGCUUCUGUUUUAGCUAGAGAAAGUCUAUGAUCCCAAAAAUGAAGAAGAUGACAUGGUAGAAAUGGAAGAAGAGAGGCUACGAAUGAGAGAACAUGUCAUGAAUGAGGUGAGGCCAAAACAUCACUCUUUUAUAAAUAAUUGUAGUAGGCAAAACCCUUUUGUUACCACAUUCAUCUCACACACACACACACUUCACACCCUAAUGUCUCUAUAUCCCUGGUCUGUUCCAGGCAGCUGCUAGUGGGAAUAUGAAAUUCUCACAUAAGGAUGGUGACAGUCACAGUGACAAGCAAUUCUAAAAUGUUAUCACUAGGAUGGCAGUGUCCCUUGUGGUGGGCACUAAUGUAUUCUGACCCUUAGACAUUAAAAAAUUAGGACUGGAGGAAAUACACAUAGUUGCUUGGUAACAUUGUAUAGUAUUUUCCAGUGAGGAAUCCAAGCUUUUGAAGAACUCUCAAGAAUUAACUGUGUGGACCUUACAUAGGAGAAGCCCUUUGAACACAUUAGGACUUACUUCUGAGUACCGUAAACAUGCAUUGGAUUAUGCUGUGAGUGAGUGUGUAGGAGGGGAAUUCAUUUGGCCACACUGAAGACUUUGUUUUCAGUCAUCAUUUCCCCCUCAGAAUAAUGUGGUGCCUGUGCUGUAACAUUAAAAUACUGUAUCUUUUGAAAAUCUUUUGAAAACCUGAAUACAAAUGCAAGUACCUAAAGUGUACUUAUCCACUUGUACCUCUUAUAAAAGGUUGACAUCAACAAGGACCGGUUAGUGACUUUGGAAGAAUUCUUGAGAGCUACAGAGAAAAAAGAGUUUUUGGAGCCAGAAAGCUGGGAGGUAAUCCUGCCAUUUUUAAAGUAGAACAUGCUGCAACCACCAUCCUGACCCAAACCACAAGUAGUUAGUUUGUCUCAAGCCUUUGAUUCUCUUCCUCCUUUCUUUGUUGUAUUUAUCUGUGCUUAAUUAUUAGCAACUUUAUCAAAAUAAAAUCUGAACAGUGAGUCCAAGGACACUGUGCAUACGCUACUUUAUGGGACAAUCUUAAUGUUUGUGCAUGCAUUUGAAAUAGAAUAAGCACAGACAUUUUGACUGCAGUAUUCUUUGAACAGAGCAGUCAGCGAUUUAUAUUGGAAAUACAGAGAGAGAAUUGUGUUAUCUUUUUUAUAAAGUCAGGUUUAUGCCAUUUCUUCCCAGAUCCUGAAAGAAACUGAGAACUGUUAAGUGCUGUAAUGCUGUCCUAUAUGCUUGGAAGCUGUCUUCCUUAUAGUAAUAUCUCUAUAAGCACAGAAGGAGUUCUCUUUGGCAAACAAGAUUCUGUUGCACUUCACAUUAAGUGAGAAAGAGUGUGGGGAAAUUCAAGCCCAGCAGCAUAGAGCAGAUAAUUGCACUGUUACCACAAAUACAAUCCAUAUGCAUAAGCAGAUUUCCAUUCUUAUUAUUUAUUAAACUUAUUAGUCGCUUUAUCUUGCUCAAGGCAACACAAAGCAACACAAAACCAACCAACCCCCCCAAAAUUCCUCACAUAAAUACAUUAAAACAAAGUGGGGGUGGCACUUUCUGGACCACGGCUUAUGUAUGUAGGAAGGUGGGGGUGUGGAGGAGCAGAGGAAAACAUACAGCACCAAAAGGUGUGAGCAUACUGCUCCUGUAUUGUGUGUGCACUGUUCAGCAAAUGAUCACUUCUUGAAAGUCUGAUGUUGUCAACCGUCUUUAAGAAGCGCAGAUCUUCCUAUACAGAAGAUUCCUGGGGAGAGUGUUUCUGCUGGCAGGAGGUCCUGUGUGGACCCUCUUGUGGGGAAAAGCUAGGUAGUGCUGCAGGCUGAUGAUUUUCCUUAUCACUCCAAUGGGCAGACCCUUAGUCUUUUCAAAGUCAAGUUCCUGUCAAGGUGUGUGAAUUGUGCAUGGACAAAGAUCAGGAACUUGUUAGAAAAAGGAGGGGCGCUUGAGGAACCUUGCUAUUCUACCCCCCCCCUUUCUGGUAAGAAUUUAGCUAGUGUAAAAUGCUUCUCUUUAUCAAAACUUCGGAUCAUCAUAAAAAAUAUUGUAUCUUGCACACAUAUUUCAAAAGGUGGGUCUAUAGAAUAAUUUGUGAAUUGCUUCUUAAUUUUUUCAACAUUGAACUUUCUUUGAGGGGUUUGUGUUUUAUUCUUGUUGUUUUUAAGACCCUGGACCAACAACAGGUCUUCACUGAAGACGAUCUGAAGGAAUUUGAAAGUCACAUUUCCCAGCAAGAAGAUGAACUGAACAAGCAAGCACUAGAACUUCAGAAAAGGAAAGAAGAACUACAGAGACAACACGACCACCUUCAAGCUCAGAGACAAGAACUCCAGCAGGUACCAUCUGAAUAGCUGCAAAUUUCCUUUGGUUAUAGAUACGGAAUUCAUUGUAUUUAUUGUUUAGUAAGAACAGAACAAAUUAUCAUUUCUUGUUCUGAAAGUAUACUGUCUUUGGAAUGCAUGUUAGCUGGGUCUGCUGCUCAGACAUACCAGACCUCGAAAGGUUGGAGUGAUCUUUUAGGUAUUGUGGUCCUAAGCUGCAUAGGGCUUUAUACACCAGUACCUGUACCAAUAGCAGCACCUUAAAAAUAGCUUGGUUGCUAAUUGGCAGCCAGUGCAAUUUUUUUUUAGCAGCAGUAUAAAGUGAUGGUGAUAUUCUGUGUUAAACAACUGUAAAGUUACUGCAUGUUGCACAGUACUGAACUAGAUUAUUGGAUUUGGGAGGACUUGUUCCAGAGAAAAGAGGAAUCCAUGCAAAGCUGAGUUUAUUUAAGAAGGCAUUUUGUUGCAGACUUUACUGUGAUACACAAGAACUAUAUGGAUGUUCAUAUUCAAAGAUAUAUAUAUAUAUAUAUAGCUUUAUUGCAUGAAAUUAACACCCCAAUACACCUUGGAUUACCUAUUUUCCAUUUCAUUCCAUGUACGUUUGUAACUGCCCAACAGGCUGUCCAACAAAUGGAACAGAAGAAGUUACAGCAAGGACAUCCUCCUUCGGGACCAGAUGGAGAACUGAAAUUCCAGCCACGUAUGUAAAUUAAUUAUUCUCUUUCUCACACACACACAUAUUAUUCAUUGCUUGUGAGAAAAACUAUUUAUGCCCUCAGUGCAAUUCAGAACCAAAUUUAUAGCUUGGCACUUAAUAUUCUACUGCAAAUAAGAGAAGGAGCCUUCCAACCCAUUAGAUUGGAAUGUAACAUGUUUGAACACUUGGAUGCCUGAAACUGAACCCCUACCCAAAUACUUUCCUUGCCAGAUAAUUCAAAUGAAAGAAUCUAUCAUGUUUUACUAUGAAAUAGGGGCACCUUUCAUACAAACUCCAAAUAUAUCUCUUAGCAGCUGUACAUGAAAGAGAGAGAUAUAAUUUGGGCAAGUGUGUCUUUGUAUGUGAGAGGGGGGAAAAGAUGCAUUUUCAUAAAAGAGAGCCAUUGAAAAAUGGAAAAUACCAUUGAAAUUGAAAAUACCAUUGAAAAUGGAGCUAUAAAAUCUUACUGCACAUAAAUGAACAAGCAAAUACUGCAGACCUUCUUUGUUCUCUGAAAGGUGAUUUUAUGCAAGGAAAAAAAUAUCUAGUACCAUAAAUAUGUGGAGUUCUGCUCUAAUAACCUUUGGGGACGUUUUGACUAUAUGUGAUUUCAGCUUUAUGCAUAACCCCCUGUAAUGUAACCCCCAUGUAAAAUUUGAGUCUACUAAAAUAUGUAGAACCACACUUUCUGAGAUUUGGAUUACCAGGUAAUUGUUCAACAGAACUAACCUUUGUUUUUCGUAUUUUGUGUUACAGCUGCAUCACAACCAGUUGGAAAUGUUCAAAAUCAUCCUGCGGGAGGCAGUCAGCCUUUACCACCAGGAAGCAUACCAGUACAAGAAACAGCUGCAGGAUCAGAUCACGUUCAGUCUCACCCUUAA
Molecule: messenger RNA, 27903 nt
Organism: Podarcis lilfordi (Lilford's wall lizard)
Lineage: Eukaryota; Metazoa; Chordata; Lepidosauria; Squamata; Lacertidae
Source: the annotation of a GenBank genome assembly